Messenger RNA from Myripristis murdjan (pinecone soldierfish), 2096 nucleotides. RefSeq names its product fibroblast growth factor 18a (gene fgf18a). Bases 41 to 673 code for a protein of 210 amino acids. Gene Ontology annotation, molecular function: growth factor activity. The transcript has 5 exons. NCBI's taxonomy places the organism in Eukaryota, Metazoa, Chordata, Actinopteri, Holocentriformes, Holocentridae. The record is from RefSeq and is a predicted model, not a curated record.
ACUGACUCUGGGCCAAGUUCCAUAGUGGAGGGGGGAAGCAAUGUGGCCCCUUCUCUCCACGCUGGCUGUCUUAUGUAUCCAGAUGUUGCUGGUGAUGUGCAAUCCAUUACAGCAGGUGCUUGGUGUAGAUGGAGUGAACUUCAGUGUGCAUGUGGAGAACCAGACGCAGGUCCGAGACACCAUGAGUCGACGACAUCACCGAGUCUACCAGCUCUAUAGCCGCACCAGUGGGAAACAUGUGCAGGUGCUAGGGCGCCGAAUCAGUGCCCGCGGAGAGGACGGAGACAAAUAUGCCCAGCUCGUAGUGGAGGCCGACACCUUUGGUAGCCAGGUGAGAAUCCGGGGCAAAGAAACCAACUUCUACCUGUGCAUGAACCGCCGAGGCAAGCUAGUGGGAAAGAAGGCCAGUAAUCGUAGCGCUGACUGCGUCUUCGUGGAGAAAGUUCUGGAAAACCACUACACAGCUCUGAUGUCAGCGCGUUAUGCCGGCUGGUAUGUGGGCUUCACGAAGCGGGGGCGUCCUCGCCGUGGCCCAAACACACUCCCCAACCAGCAGGACGUUCACUUCAUGAAGCGAUUUCCACCAGGGGAGCAGCCCGACUUGACCACCCCCUUCCGCUUCACCACUGUGAGCAAGCGGAGCAAGAGGGUGCGUGCAACUGGGCCUCGCUAGUAGUGGCUUAUGCUAAUGCCCACUGUCCUGUCAUCUAAAACCUUGACCUGAGCCUGCCAAUGGCUGACCCACUCAUCUCUACUGUCGCACCCCACUGAACACCUCCCUUUGCUGGGAUAACAUAGACCAGAAACUUCAUGAAUCAUUUAUGGGGCUUAGCUUUACACCAGCUUUACAACUACAGCCCCCUAGUUAGUGAUCACUCUUCCCAGUUUUUUUUUCCCUUACAGGACCAUGCUAACUACUAAAAGACCCAGUACAUUGCUCGUACCUCCGAGGUUCUGGCCAGCUUCCCAGAAAUAUUGCCCAGAAAUAUUGACAGGGCCCCUGAAGCCAGCCAAACUCAGUCCCGGACUUACGAUUCUGCAAAGGCCUCUUCUUCCACCACCACAAAGACCACAAGGCCUUCAUGUCGAGCUAUUUGACAAUACUGAGAAUGGAAUUACAACUGGACCGUACAGAGAGCGAGAGUGGGAAAGGCUGACUGAACAAGGGAGUGGGUGCUUAGCCUAUGGAUAAAGGGAAAGAUGAAAGAAAACAAAAAGAAGACAGGAAGAAGGCAGAGUUGACAAAGGGAUGGUGUGAUCUGGAGAGAUCAAAUGGAACAUUAAUGGACUGUUGAUUUGUGACGCACUUCUGUCUCACUGUUGGACUAGUGGGAACCUGUGAGACUUGGGAUGACUGGAUGACAAAAAAAGGAUGAAUGAGGGAAUGACUGAGUGAAUGACUUACUGAAUGAAUGCACGUUUGUAGGAGAAAGUAGAUGAGUGUGUGUAAGUGUGUGUGUGUGUGUGUGUGUGUGUGUUCAAGCGCACCAACAACCAUGAGUGAAGCUGGAUGACAAGGGACUCUGGAAAGGGAUCAUACACACUGUGUAUGAACCCCUGACAACUCACCGAAGGGACUGAAGCUUUAAGAACUGGAAUGUAUAAAACCAAGCUGCACCAAAAACAACCAGUCAAUUGCACCAAACCAAACCAAUGACCAACCAAAGACAACUGGAGACCUGCUACAUGAUUCCUCCCCAUGCCCCGCCCCGCUAGGACACAGCACCCUCAGCUUAUAGGUCCAGGGGGUGAUAAGUGCAAGGGGUGGCACAGUGGGGAGGGUGCCUUCUCUAUUAGCAUUGCUAUAGAAACGACCCAGGGGAUGAUGCUCCCGUGCGAUACCGUGGAUACAGAAUGCUGCUACCAGGACAUUCAGUGGAACACACCAAAGUCUCACACAUACACACAGGAGAAAAAAUAUUAAAGGGAACAGUUUAUUAAAAGUUAUAUAUAUAUAUAAAAGAAGACAAAAACCCUAAAUAAGCAAUCUUACUAUGAUGGUUACUAUAAUUGUUAUUAUGAUAAAAUUAUUUCAUUUAUUUAUUUCAGCUCUGUGUGCAGCAGUCUUUCUCGACUCAGUAAACCUUACAGAAACA